Pieris macdunnoughi is the source of this 894-nucleotide messenger RNA. The record is from the annotation of a GenBank genome assembly. NCBI's taxonomy places the organism in Eukaryota, Metazoa, Arthropoda, Insecta, Lepidoptera, Pieridae.
AUGGCUUUAAAUAGGUUAUUUUCGAAUCUUUCAAUCUCGGCUUCUACUAGUUUUAUUUACAGACGGACUCUGCAUGCUAGUGCUGUAAAAUUUGCUAGUAAACCAAAUAUUGUGAAACCAAAACCAGGAUUUGGUAAAAGUUACAGAAGAAUUGUACAUUUUCCAGAAGAGUACACCGUAAAACCUUUAGAAGUAACAAACUUAGCUGGUAGGGAUCCUGAAACAGGUCGAGUUGUUGCUAAAGGAAUAGGUGGUGGUAUAAAACACAAAUAUCAUUGGAUUGAUUGGGUCAGAGACGGACCAACUGAAGGAACUCCUCAAGAAGAAAAAGUUAUUCAGGUAUUGGAAGAUGGAUGUAGGACAGCACAUGUUGCUCUUGUAGCUAUUGGAGAUAAACUAAAAUAUAUUCUUGCUACAGAAAAUAUGAAAGCUGGUGAUAUUAUCAAAACAUCAAGGCUUUUACCUAGAAUACCAGUCAGGGCUAACGAAGGUGAUGCUUAUGUGUUGGGUGCUCUUCCAACAGGAACAAUAGUUCAUUGCAUUGAAAAAGAACCAGGACAAGGAGGAUUAUACAUCCAUGCAGCUGGUACAUUUGGCACAAUAUUAAGGAGGCAAAAUGAUAGAAUAGUAGUGCAGAUGCCUUCGAAAAAGCUUUUUAGUUUUAAUGAACAUUGUAUGGCUGUUGUUGGUCGUCUAUCCAAUGUUGAUCAUGGUAAUACACCAAUUGGUUCCCCACAGCGAAACAGAUGGCUUGGUAACAGACCUCGUUCUGGUCUAUGGAAAAGAAAAGAUGGCAGACAUGGAAGAAAAAUCAAGCCACCAAAGCCAGUUAAAGAAAUUUUUCACCCAACAAAGUAUUCUUUGCCCGCAAUAAAUUUGGACAUGCGACCUUAA